Molecule: messenger RNA, 555 nt
Organism: Oncorhynchus gorbuscha (pink salmon)
Lineage: Eukaryota; Metazoa; Chordata; Actinopteri; Salmoniformes; Salmonidae
Product: acyl-[acyl-carrier-protein]--UDP-N-acetylglucosamine O-acyltransferase-like
Exons: 2
Coding region: 1-555 (184 amino acids)
Source: RefSeq, a predicted model, not a curated record
AUGGGCUCCCACAGUGGUAUGGGCUCCCACAGCCGUAUGGGCUCCCACAGUAGUAUGGGCUCCCACAGUAGUAUGGGCUCCCACAGUGGUAUGGGCUCCCACAGUAGUAUGGGCUCCCACAGCAGUAUGGGCUCCCACAGCAGUAUGGGCUCCCACAGUAGUAUGGGCUCCCACAGUAGUAUGGGCUCCCACAGUAGUAUGGGCUCCCACAGUGGUAUGGGCUCCCACAGUAGUAUGGGCUCCCACAGUAGUAUGGGCUCCCACAGUAGUAUGGGCUCCCACAGUAGUAUGGGCUCCCACAGCAGUAUGGGCUCCCACAGUAUUAUGGGCUCCCACAGUAGUAUGGGCUCCCACAGUAGUAUGGGCUCCCACAGUAGUAUGAGCUCCCACAGUAGUAUGAGCUCCCACAGUAGUAUGGGCUCCCACAGUAGUAUGGGCUCCCACAGUAGUAUGGGCUCCCAGAGUAGUAUGGGCCGUAGUAGCACGUGUGCAAUCAAUGGAAUAAGAAAUAGGUUCCCAGAUGAGAAGAACAUGCCCUACACGGGCUUCAAGUAA